Molecule: messenger RNA, 7356 nt
Organism: Erpetoichthys calabaricus (reedfish)
Lineage: Eukaryota; Metazoa; Chordata; Cladistia; Polypteriformes; Polypteridae
Gene: c1qtnf4
Product: C1q and TNF related 4
Exons: 3
Coding region: 91-1203 (370 amino acids)
Molecular function (GO): protein binding
Source: RefSeq, a predicted model, not a curated record
GUGAGAGAUCGCUGCGCAGCAUCACAGAGCAGCCCGCCGCUUGCGGUCCCACACAUCAGAGCUACGGGGACUGAGCUGGAAUCACCAGGCAUGAUGUCAUCAACUGCCCAUCUCCUGAUUGGCUUUUUCUGCCACUUACUGUGCCCUCUAGUGUCAAGUCACAUACCAGAUGGGAUCCCCGAGGCAAGGUCAGCCUUUUCAGUGGCUAGGACCAACAGCAUGGAGGGAGGCCCCAAAAUGGUGGUGACCUUCGACAAGGUUUAUGUAAACAUUGGCAACGACUUUGAUGCCAAAACAGGGGUGUUCCGGUGCCGUAUUCCUGGGGCCUACUACUUUUCCUUUACAGUGGGCAAGUUUCCCAGAAAAAAUCUGUCAGUAAUGCUGAUGAAAAACAAGAAUGAGGUUCAAGUUAUUGUGUAUGAUGAGCAUAAUGGAAAAGACAGGAAGGUUCAAAGUCAAAGUGCCAUGCUUCAGCUUGACUUUGGUGACACAGUGUGGUUGCGCCUGCAUGGAGAUCCAAAAUAUGCCCUGUACAGCAACACGGGACCAUACACCACCUUCAAUGGCUACCUGAUUUACCCCAAUACCUACUCGAGUUUCACGAACAGCCUGAGCUCCAAGGAGGUUCUUGAACCACAUUUGUCCAGCCUCCAAUCAUCCUGCUUACGGCAGGACAGCGGCUGCCAGAAUGUGUUGUCUGACCAGCCAGAGGAUGAGCCCUCAGAGGAGGAAGAAGAGGAGGACCCCCGGUCUGCGUUCUCAGCGGCUCGGACCCAGAGCAUAGUGGGACAGGACCAGGAGAAGUUAAAGCACGAGCCCAUCACCUUUGACUCAGAAUUUGUUAACAUUGGCAAUGACUUCAACACUUCCACUGGUGUGUUUACGUGCCGCAUUCCAGGCGCCUAUUACUUCUCGUUUACUGUUGGAAAGCUUCCACACAAGAUGAUGUCAGUGAAGCUUAUGAAGAACCACCUAGAAGUUCAGGCAAUGAUCUAUGAUGACAGCCACUCUAAAAGAAGAGAGAUGCAGAGUCAGAGCUUGAUGCUGUCGCUGAACCGAGGGGACACCAUCUGGCUAUAUAGCCACCAACACGAUGGCUACGGGGCCUAUAGCAACCAUGGCAAGUACAUCACCUUCACCGGAUUUCUGGUGUACCAGCAGCCGGCUCCACACAACCCACCAACUGCCAAUGGGCAGCUCUGAAAAGUUGUGGGGCUUGAAGACAUUCCGAGUGUCUGAAUUUUUUUCUUCUUGAGUACAUUGUCUAAGUUGUGAGGAACUUUCGUUUUCAAAAGUGAGACGCAUGACAAAGAUUUGAAUGUUCUAUCCAUCCUGCUUUCUGGGAACAAGCAGUUUGUUCAAUGGAGUAUUAGCAAAAAGCACCUGUGGCAGACUCUCCUAGGCUCUGGAGAUGACUACUGAACCUUCACUUCAGCCAUUUUCUAACAGACAGCUUCAUGACUUAGAUCACUUUGUACAGCAGAUGGAGAUCCUCACAUGCAGCACAUCAAUGCACUCAUAGUGUGUGGCUCUGCAACAGGAAGGUCAACACAAGUUUCACCACAUGGAGAUCAUCAUUCAUACUGAAUUGCAAAGGCAUCAUUACAGGCUCCAACACAGAACUGCACCUCUUAAUGCUCAGUAGGUGUUCCAUCACAAGGAGGAGCGCUGAAGCUUCAUUGGGUGGUCUACUAUGAGGAAAUGUACUCACCAGAUAUUCCUUCUCUGAACAUCUCCACUAGGAAGGGGCUCAUAAACUUCAUUAUAUGCUCUAGCACAAGACAUUAUAAUUAACUUAUUACAUAGCCAGCUGUGUGUGGUAGAUCUUCAUUCUCCACAGCGUAUUCAUUGCCUUAAAUUAUCAUUUGCUUUACUACAGGGCACACUAAUGAACUUACUACAUGGCCCUCUGUGCGCAUGGUUGGUCUAGAUCAACUACAGAAUGUUCAAAACCUCCAGGAGGACCUCUGAAACUUCCUUAUAUGUUUUACAAGAAGGCACCAUUUUGAAUUUAUCACAUAUUCCCCUGCGAGUAUGGUAGGUUUCAUUCAACUCAACAUAUGUUCAACACCUAUAGGUGGACUCCAAAACUUCAUCACAUAUUUUUUAUCAGAAGGCACCAUUCUGAACUUAUUACUCAGCCCACUGUGUGUCCAGUAGACCUUGACUCAGCUAAAUGCAUUUGUUAUCUUAAGAAGGAACUCUACCACAUGUUCUAAAACUAGGCACUAUAAUUAACUUAUUACACAGCUCACUGCUUGCACAAUACACCUUGAUUCACCACAACAUGUUAAUCACCUUAAUUGAUCACACGUUUUCUGCAAGGUCCUACAAUGAACCUAUUCUUUGUUCACAUUCAGUCUAGAAACACCAAAACCUGUUCAAAAUCUUUAGGAGGAACCUCUGAGGCUUCAUCACAUGUUCCAACACAAUAAGGAUUAUACUGAUAGUGCAUUGACCUGUAAAUGUAUUGCAAGUCUUGGUUCACAAUGCAUCAACCACCAGUAGUUCUAGGCGCCCCACCAAAAUUCUACUAUAUGCUCUUUACGAAGGCACCAUUCUGAACUUAUUACACCGCCCUCUGUGUUUAGGGUAGGUCUAAAUUCACCAUAUUGUGUUCAAGACUAUUUUACCUCCAAAGCUUCAUCGUGUGUUGUAGCACUAUAAUGAACAUAAUGCAUGGAUUGGUACUGUAUAUGUAUUGCAAGUCUUCUUUUACCACAAACGUAUUGUGCAUGACCACUGAAUCUUCACCUCAUGUUCUACAGUGACGAUCCAUUGGUUAUUACACAAACAUGGUCCCCUAUGUGCAAGCUAGAUCUUGAUUCACGGAAAUAUGUUUAAUGUCUAAAGAACGGCCUCUAAACCCUCAUUACAACGCAGUAGAAGGUGGCACUGAUUUGAAGACUUCAUUGCCUUAUGUUAUCACGUUCUUUACCAUAAGGCACCCUAAUGAACUUACAAUAGCCUCUGUAUGGAUGUUUAGGAUUUAUUCACCACAGUGUCCUUCCAAGGGAUUGAGCACAUGCUCUGAAACACUAUAAUGAAUUUAUGGUUUAUGUAUACUGCAAGUCUUCAUUUACUACAAAGCAUUCCCGAACUCCAACAGGACUACUGAGGCUUCAAGUCGUGAUUAACCACAAGCAUUAUAUUAAAUUUUAUACAUGACAUGGUCAUCUAUGUGUCUACAGUACAUCUUGAUUAACCAUAAUAUGUUUAUCACCUAAUGGAGGACCUCCAGAAUCUAUUCACACACUACAACAAGCCACUAUGUUGAACAUUUUAAAUGGCUCUCUGUAUGUAUUAUAGUUUUGAUUAACCAUAAUGCACUCAUCUCCUUGGUGAAUCACCAAAGUGUCAUCACAAAGCCUAUCAGAAGAAACCAAUUUCAAGUUAUUAAAUGACCUUACUUACUUAUGGUUGGGUUUGAUUCAGCACUUCUAGGUGGAGCAGCAACAUUUCAUUACAUUUUCUAAUGCUUUGAGUUCAUCUUCACCAGGAAGUCAUCUGAAGUUCCGACAAUAAACUGGGCUCAUCCUUGGGCUUCCCUACAAUGCGGUCACUUUCCUUCUACUGUUGCAUCUGCUUGACUAGCAGUUAGACUGAUGAAGUGCUAAAAUCAGAAGUGUACACAUUGACCACUAUAUAAUCUGUUCAUGUUUCUGAGUAAAUUAAAUUGGCGGCCAGUAAUUACUUGUAGAGAUGUGUAAACUUGCUCUCCCUAUUAAGCUGUCUUGGCUGAAGACAUGUGCUGCUCUAAUUUUAAGCAGAACCCUGUUGGUAAGCUGCACCCAUUACUGCCAGUACAGGCUCUGGCACCUGAGACCCUGAAUAGAAUCAAGCAGGUUAUUGAGAAUGAUGUGGUAUGUUGUGGAUGUUAGGUAUUCAUGCUGUUCCAUCUAGUGACAGAAGUGCACUACUGUGGACUUUAUAAGGCCAAACCAUAUUGUACUACAGCUGGAAACAAAACUUGGCUGGCUUUGAUAAAAAUGAACAGCACAUGCAAAGCCUAAAAAGCAGUCAUACUUUAUGCACUUGUGCUUUGUGUUUGUGUGUGACCACGCUAACUACAAUACCAGCGUGAGUUGACAUAAAUCAUGAGAACUGAGAGAUCUAACCAUUAUCACAGAAGCCUUCUAAAGUCAAAGUCAUGUCUUAUUGAAAAAAAAACAAAACAGGAAGAAGGCGACACUGUGUAGACAAGAUGUGUGCAUUAGGGUGACUGGCGACUCCAAACUGGCCUCUCUUAGCAGGAGCGGGUGUGCCCCUUCAACAGUACCCAGUGCUGCCACGCUGUAAUAGAAAAAGCAAGUACUAAAAAUGGAUAAACAUUUCAUAAAGAUGUGAACAGACUGAAUUAUUAUCUUAGCCUAAUACAACAUUCUCAAACCUGCUAUUUGAGCUGUUUAAUCAAUUUAAUAGGAACUGUUAAAAAUAAUCCUUACCUAAUGAUGGAAAUUUUACUUUUCCAUAGAAUCCCAAAAAAUACUUUUUAGUUUUAUUUCACUAUAAACAUGAAACAGAUGUCACCAAAGCCACCUUUGACUACAGAAGGACUGCUUAUUCCUCCCCAUGGGGGGCUAUGGUGGUGGCAGGUUUCAUCCAACCAAUUCCAGAUCUUAUGUGAAAAUCUAUUGUAUUUCAAUUAAACAUGCGGCUGGCUGCUUCACAGUUUAGUCUUUUACAUAACAUCCAUAAAUUUAGCUAAUCUAGUUCAGGAUUCCAGGAGGCUGAAGCCUAACCUGGCAGCAACUGGCAAAAGUCAGAAACCAACCCUGGCCACAGUGCCCCAUAGUCCACCACAGGGCCCACUCAGACAUGAAACCAAUUUUUAAAACUCUAAUUACUUACAUGCAUGUCUUUUGUGAUAUAAGAGGAACAACAGAAUACCAGGAACAAAAACCAUCCAGACAUGAUGACAACAGGCGAUCCAGAUAGGUGUAGAACUUUAACCCAUGAGGCAAAAGUGCUAAUCACUGUACUAUCAUGCCUCCCUAAUUUGCAUCUGGGUUUAGUCACUUCUAGAGGAAUUUAAUAAGUAGGCCUAAACAUUGCUCUCAUUCAUUUCAGAUUGUCUCAAAUAUUUAAAAGGUGACUUACUAACAAUCAAACAAUUGGACACAGCAUGAAAGUUGUUGCCUCUCUUUAGUAUUCAUUCAUUGUCAUUUGCACUGGUCCUACUUUUGUCAACAGCCAUAAUUUAAUUACAAUUAAGAGGGCAAAAUGCAUAGCAAAAAAAAUAUGAAGUUGAAAAUGGAAACAAAAAGACAUUAACGAAUUAUAAUCUCAUAUUAAUGACACAAAAUGUCAUAUAUUGUCUUUAUGAUUACAGGACAAGAACAGAAGAAAUUUGGAUUAUCAAGCAAGACAUUAAUUAGAGGUAUUAAUUAUAAAGGUAUCCAAAAAUGGGCAGCCAAUAGACGCAGGGGGCAAAUAACAAUGAAUACGGGCCAGAGGUAGCUACUGUACUUCACUGUCAGUGUCACUUGUGGUAUAAGUGGCAGCAGCAGCCUAAACAAGCAAGGCUCCUCAGCGCAAAUAUGAUCAAAUUAUGAAAACCUGAUAGACUGAUAGUGCUGAAAGAUAGAUAGAUAGAUAGAUAGAUAGAUAGAUAGAUAGAUAGAUAGAUAGAUAGAUAGAUAGAUAGAUAAGGCACUAUAAGAUAGAUAGAUAGAUAGAUAGAUAGAUAGAUAGAUAGAUAGAUAGAUAGAUAGAUAGAUAGAUAGAUAGAUAGAUAGAUAGAUAGAUAGAUAGAUAGAUAGAUAGAUAGAUACAUAGAUAGAUAGAUCACUAAGGUGGAACUUAUCUUGCCCCUGUAGCAACACAAAACAUAAAGUCAUAGGCAAAGCAAUAAAAAACUAUAUAUUUUUACAAGUCCAAAAUACAGAAUUGUACAUACUAUUUCCCCAAUGUAUUUUUAAUAAUUAAAUAUCAUUAAAGGAAUAUUGCACCUAUGCCAAUGUAUCCAUUCUCACUGGCAGGAGUGAGAAUGGGAAUGAUGGCAGGACAGCAUCCUACAGAUUGUUGGAAUGAGCUAAUGUUCAGGGAAGAUGGAGAAUAUCAGUCAGUCAUGAUGAACUGUAACUCUACCAUCAUCCUGUUUUCUUCAAAGUUUCAAACAAGACAGCUAAAUUCUGAUAAAAUAUGAGUAAUCCCAUAUGUUACAUAUUUGGAUUAGUACAAUAAAGGCAUAAACUGUGAAAUAACAACAAUGUCUAACAGAAAAAGAAGCACAAUUUAAAGCAUGACUUGGCUGAAAUGACGACUUGCAAUCUCUGUGGCCUUUCUGACCAUGACUGAGCAGUCCUGGAGUAGGUUGACAAUUCUUCCCACCACACAGUAAUUAAAAUUAUUUUUUUCAUAAAUGGAUGGGUAGUUUUGGAAAGAUGUGAUGGUAUAAAGCAGAGGUCCGGUGCCAAUUUUUCCAGACUAAUUGCACUUUACCCAAUUUCCUCGUUAUGUUAACUUUCUUUCUGAUUUCAGUUUAUUUAAUCUAAUUCAACUGACUUAAAUGAAAAUUUGUUAUGUCUCUGUUUGCACUGUAUGUGCUGCAUUGAUAGAGAUUUGAUGCUGCCAAACACCAUUUAAGUGCUGUCCAACCUGGCAAAGGAGGAUAUCCUAUCGGUAAUAAAAAUGGAAAAUCUCUAAGUGACAUUUCUGCCUGCAGAGCACACCAGAGUGUCCAGUAAAGAAUAAGUGCAGCAGCUUGUGAAGAAACCUAAAAAAGGAAACUGAGCGGAGAAAGUGGAGCCAGAUGACAAGUCCAGUUUUUGGGAGUACAUGGCCCCUGAAUGCAUGGUCUCACUUACCCAAACAUUCCACCAGCAUUGUUACACUUGGUCAUCUGCAAAGAGUUUACACACUUGGGAUUUGCUCAAAUCCUUCACACAAACAGCUCAUUUGCUUGUUUUCUCCAAAACAGCAUCAUUUUGGUGGUUCAGGCCUUCUAAAGUCUGUUCUCAUGUGAGGGGUUUAAAAAGUAUCGAGAUACUUGCUGAAAACUUGAACCAGAUGCAGUGGAGAGUGUAAAUACUGUUUGCAUUUAAAAUAAGUGACUCGGAGGCACAGUGUCAGCCUUCCCAAGGCUUCAUUGGCAGUUUGUUAGCCCUGUUGUAGAGCUACCAGGCACGUGAUACCUCAUUGAUAAUGUUUUCGUAUAUUGCAGAAGACACACUGUAUGUCACUCAGUAAAUGUGGUACAACAUUUGAGGAAACUGGAAACUAUUUCCUUAGAUCCUCCAUUGCUUGUGGAGUGAAAAUGCCCACCUCGUUCUCAUUCCAACUCAUACUGCCUUUGUGUAAUUUAAUGUCUUGUUUCUAAUAAAAAACCUGGAAAAUGAGUGGUUUGCUGUGUUU